GCUGGCGGUCCAAAAGGCGGGGAGGCCGGAGUGGAGGGAAGCCGGGAACCGGAAGUGAAGGCAGAUUCCCUCCUUCGUGGCUGUUGCCGCCGCCAUACACGCUCACCCUGCUCAGCUCUUCUGUCUGAGACCAGCGUCUUCCUGCAAACCUUCACUCUCCCUUCCCUCCUCCUUAACACCUAUUCUGCAAGAAGCAACCCGGAGACCCCUCCCCUCCUCCCCCUGCUGGCCCAGUUAUGGCAGAAAACGACGUGGACAAUGAGCUGUUGGACUAUGAAGAGGAUGAGGUGGAGACGGCAGCUGGGGGAGAUGGGGCUGAGGCCCCUGCCAAGAAGGACGUCAAGGGCUCCUACGUCUCCAUCCACAGCUCUGGCUUCCGCGACUUCCUGCUCAAGCCAGAGUUGCUUCGGGCCAUAGUGGAUUGUGGGUUUGAGCAUCCAUCAGAAGUGCAGCACGAGUGCAUCCCUCAGGCCAUUCUCGGAAUGGAUGUCCUGUGCCAGGCCAAGUCAGGCAUGGGAAAGACGGCGGUGUUUGUGUUGGCCACUCUGCAGCAGCUGGAGCCGGUUACUGGGCAGGUGUCUGUGCUGGUGAUGUGUCACACUAGAGAACUGGCUUUUCAGAUUAGCAAGGAAUAUGAGCGCUUCUCUAAGUAUAUGCCCAAUGUCAAGGUCGCAGUGUUUUUUGGAGGUCUGUCCAUCAAGAAGGAUGAAGAGGUGCUGAAGAAGAACUGCCCGCAUAUUGUCGUGGGGACUCCUGGCCGGAUCCUAGCCCUGGCUCGAAAUAAGAGCCUCAACCUGAAACACAUUAAACACUUUAUCUUGGAUGAAUGUGAUAAGAUGCUUGAACAGCUCGACAUGCGUCGGGAUGUCCAGGAAAUUUUUCGCAUGACCCCCCACGAGAAGCAGGUCAUGAUGUUCAGUGCUACCUUGAGCAAAGAGAUCCGCCCAGUCUGCCGCAAGUUCAUGCAAGAUCCAAUGGAGAUCUUCGUGGAUGAUGAGACGAAGUUGACGCUGCAUGGGUUGCAGCAGUACUACGUGAAACUGAAGGACAACGAGAAGAACCGGAAGCUCUUUGACCUUCUAGAUGUCCUUGAGUUCAACCAGGUGGUGAUCUUUGUGAAGUCUGUGCAGCGGUGCAUUGCCCUGGCCCAGCUCCUAGUGGAGCAGAACUUCCCAGCCAUUGCCAUCCACCGUGGGAUGCCCCAGGAGGAGAGGCUUUCUCGGUAUCAGCAGUUUAAAGAUUUUCAGCGACGAAUUCUUGUGGCUACCAACCUGUUUGGUCGAGGUAUGGACAUAGAGCGGGUGAACAUCGCCUUUAACUAUGACAUGCCUGAGGAUUCUGACACCUACCUGCAUCGGGUGGCCAGAGCAGGCCGGUUUGGUACCAAGGGUUUAGCCAUCACGUUUGUGUCAGAUGAGAAUGAUGCAAAAAUCCUCAAUGACGUACAGGAUCGAUUUGAAGUCAACAUUAGUGAGCUGCCUGAUGAGAUAGACAUCUCCUCCUACAUUGAACAGACACGGUAGAGGAUUUGCUGUUCUGCGAUGUGAGCGUCUUGUGGAGGAUUCCCGGCGUGGGGGUGAAGGAGACACUACUGCCGCCUGCCCUGCCAGCCCCACCCCUCACCCGAGCUUCCCUCUUUUGCAUCAUCACCACUCCUAACCCCCGAAUCCUGAUUUGUCAGAUUUUUUUUUAACAAAACUAAAAACGAAACACA
Molecule: messenger RNA, 1714 nt
Organism: Ochotona princeps (American pika)
Lineage: Eukaryota; Metazoa; Chordata; Mammalia; Lagomorpha; Ochotonidae
Gene: DDX39B
Product: DExD-box helicase 39B
Exons: 11
Coding region: 237-1523 (428 amino acids)
Biological process (GO): mRNA splicing, via spliceosome; mRNA export from nucleus
Molecular function (GO): RNA binding; ATP binding; RNA helicase activity
Source: RefSeq, a predicted model, not a curated record